Molecule: messenger RNA, 1979 nt
Organism: Athene cunicularia (burrowing owl)
Lineage: Eukaryota; Metazoa; Chordata; Aves; Strigiformes; Strigidae
Gene: AUH
Product: AU RNA binding methylglutaconyl-CoA hydratase
Exons: 10
Coding region: 1-891 (296 amino acids)
Biological process (GO): fatty acid beta-oxidation
Cellular component (GO): mitochondrion
Molecular function (GO): enoyl-CoA hydratase activity
Source: RefSeq, a predicted model, not a curated record
AUGGAGCACUUUUGUUUCAAAUUGGUAGCUGCAGAAGGAGUAGGAGCUGUCAUAAAUCUCAUCAUGUGUGCAUGCAUGUGCAGGUACACGCAGGAGAAAGAAGAGGAAGGGGAGUGGGGUCAAGCACUGAUGGGAAUUGUGGUGCUUGGAUUAAACAGAUCUCAUGCCAAGAAUGCGCUUAACAGAAAUCUUUUAAAAAUGAUGUCAAAAGCUGUGGAUGCUUUGAAAUCUGAUAAGAAAGUACGAACUGUUAUAUUCCGGAGUGAAGUCCCAGGAAUAUUCUGUGCUGGUGCUGACCUUAAAGAAAGAGCAAAAAUGCACUCAAGUGAAGUUAGUUCUUUCGUCUCAAAAGCAAGAGCAACUGUUAAUGAAAUGGCUAAUCUGCCUGUACCUACUAUUGCCGCAAUAGAUGGAACUGCAUUAGGUGGUGGCCUAGAACUUGCGUUAGCCUGUGACAUAAGAGUGGCAGCCUCUUCUGCUAAAAUGGGCCUAGUUGAAACAAAGCUGGCAAUCAUUCCAGGUGCAGGGGGGACACAGAGAUUACCUCGCACAAUUGGAGUGUCUUUGGCAAAAGAACUAAUCUUCUCUGCACGUAUUGUAGAUGGUGAGGAAGCAAAAUCAAUAGGAUUGAUUAGCCAUGUGGUAGAACAGAAUGAAGCAGGGGAUGCUGCAUACAGAAGAGCAUUAGCUCUGGCAAGAGAAUUUUUACCUCAGGGACCAGUAGCAAUGAGAGUUGCAAAACUGGCGAUCAAUCAGGGAAUGGAGGUCGACUUAGUAACAGGUUUAGCAAUUGAAGAAGCUUGUUACGCUCAGACUAUUCCAACAAAAGAUAGAAUUGAAGGUCUUCUUGCAUUUAAGGAGAAGAGACCUCCUCGCUACAAAGGAGAGUAAAAGGAUGCCUUUAAAAUACAGUGGGAUAAAAGUACUGCUAUGAGGACCAUUAAGGUGCACUUUGCAUCUGCACCUGGAAUAUCACAACCACCGAUGUAAAAAGCAAAUCAUACUGACGUUACAACAUUUUGAAUGUGUCCAUACUUGUACGGGGCCCAGAUAGAAAUGUGUUUCAACUCAUGCUCAUUACCAUUUCUGAAGGUUGAUCAGUGUAUUGGCAAGGUCAAAGGUUCAUGCAGCAUUUUUAAAAUUUCAUAUAUGUGAAACAUACCAUUCCAUAAUUGAAAAAGCUCUGUAUAAUCUUUAUAUAGGCAAAACCUAUAUGUGAUGUUAAGAAUAAAUCUGCUGUACCAUUUUAUCAAAAGUGACUACUAAACACCAAAAAUUAGAAAUUGUACCAAAUAUGCAUUAAAAUGGUUCUGUAUAUCAGUAAAAAUUAUAUUUCUGUAUUCUACCUGAAUAUGUACAUUAAUAAAGCUAAGGAAAUUAAAAGGAUUAUUGUUUGGAAAAUGUUAGGCUUUAUUUAUCUGACACUAUUUUAAGUAAAAUUAAAUUAGCUUUAGCACAUAAUGGCAUCCUUUUGAUUAAGUCAUCGCCAUUGUAUUCAUUUAAUUGCAUUAAAUGAAGACAUUUUUGAGGCCAGGCUUUAAUUAUUCAUUCCUGUAUGUUAAACCUGACUUUGUCUUGCAUUCUUCCAACCUAUCAUCUGAUCAACACUGUCUGCUAUGAAGGGACUUUAUUUCAUGUGCCCCAGUUAUUUUAAAUUUUUUCUGACUGUAUUAAAGAUUGUAAUGCAGGGAUUCAACUAAAGCGCUGUUAAAGAAACUAGAAUUCUCUUAAUCUCCAGAAUAUUCCUUUUGCAGGUCCUAAUAAUGUAUAUUUAUAUACAAUGGGGAUGAUACUGAAAUAUUCUUUAUUCUGUGGCUGCCUCAGGGUUCUUUUCAUACAUUGAAAGAGAAAUCCAAUAGGUUACAAGGUGAGAAAACUCUUGUGAUUCAUACUGCAUAUUUGCUGUGGAUGUGGAAAUAACAUCUUAGAAAGUAUUUUUGUUAACUUGACUGGAAAAUAAAUGUGGUUUAGUAGUCAGA